AUGGGUCGGCUCGACCGGAGUGAUACCACGGCCUCACAGAAUACCGGCGUGAAACAACCCACAGCGUUGUGUUUCGCCGUACAAUUGGCAAGACGUCAUGACUUCACGGUGCUAGCAGCUCUAGCGGUUUCCCUGGCGCCCUUCUCAGCGGGGCUUGGUAAGGGGUACAGUUCCCCUGCCAUAGCUUCCCUACAAGGGCCAGGAGCUAAUGCUACCAGAAGAGACUUCCAGCUGACUGACCAACAGGCUUCUUGGCUUGCUUCAUUGUCGUUUCUAGGCGCAUUGUUUGGUGGCAUGGCCGGUGGUGCUGCCAUGCGCCAUGGACGUCGUCGGGUGCUGUCCUUAGCGGCUGCCCCUUGCAGCCUCUCCUGGUUGCUCACCACCGUGGCUACUUCUGUCAGAAUGAUGUGCAUCACCGCCUUCCUAGGAGGGUUCUGCUGUUCCAUCUUGACUAUGCUGUCGCAGGUAUACAUCAGUGAAAUAUCAGUCCCGGACAUCCGCGGCUGCCUCAGCGCUGUGCUCAAGAUAGUCGGCCAUCUUGGCGUCCUAUUCAGUUUCACCAUCGGUGCCUACCUUGACUGGCAACAGUUAGCACUUUGUAUAUCAGCAGCUCCUUUACUUCUCUUCUGCACCGUUCUGUACAUACCUGAGACACCAAGCUACCUCGUCCUCACUGGGAAAGAUGAAGAAGCUUACAAAAGCCUCCUUUGGUUACGUGGACCCAACUCCGACGUAGCCCAGGAGCUGGCCACGAUCCGCACGAACGUCCUCGCAAGUAAGAACUUUAGCCAACGACAGAGUCAGAUGUCAGGAAGUCAACUUAUCAACUCCUUGGAUGUAAGGACCAUGAACCGGCUCCUAGGACCAAUUCUAGUGACAUGCGGACUUAUGAUGUUUCAAAGAUUUUCUGGAGCUCACGCGUUUUCGUUUUACGCUGUUCCAAUAUUUAGGAAGACUUUCGGUGGAAUGAACCCUCAUGGAGCCGCCAUCGCUGUGUCCUUCGUCCAGCUCCUCGCGUCGUGUUUGUCCGGAUUGCUUAUUGACACUGUGGGUCGUCUUCCUCUUUUGAUAGUCAGUUCAGUUUUGAUGUCAAUGGCGCUCGCAGGGUUCGGGAGUUACGCUUACUAUGAAGAGGUUCACCGUAAUCAGAGAAUCCAGAAUGUAAUGUUUCACCAGACUAUAGGACAAAAUGAUUGGAUUCCGUUGCUUUGUGUUCUAGUUUUUACGAUUGCAUUUUCUUUGGGUAUGAGUCCUAUAUCGUGGUUGUUGAUCGGAGAGCUGUUCCCAUUGGAGUACAGGGCUUUUGGCAGCGCGAUGGCGACUGCAUUCAGCUACCUCUGUGCAUUUGUCGGCGUUAAGACCUUCGUAGAUUUUCAGCAGACUCUAGGGUUGCACGGCGCAUUUUGGCUAUACGCUUCUAUAAGUGUGGGAGGUCUAUGUUUCGUGGUCUGCUGCGUCCCUGAAACUAAAGGCAAGGACUUAGACGAGAUGGACCCUAAUUACGUUCAAAGUUUGUCGCCGAAAAGGAAAAUAAUUGAAACUAAUAGGUACAUAUUAGGAGUGCGAGACAAUACGUCGGCACGAAUGGGUCGGCCCGACCGGAGUAAUACCACGGCCUCACACAAAACCAGCAUGAUGAAUCUACAAAACUUGAAUCCCCAAAAGGCUUUAAGUGUGGGAGAGCCGUGCUUCAGCGGGAAUGGGUCGGCUCGACCGGAGUGA
Messenger RNA from Spodoptera exigua (beet armyworm), 1722 nucleotides. The record is from the annotation of a GenBank genome assembly. Lineage: Eukaryota; Metazoa; Arthropoda; Insecta; Lepidoptera; Noctuidae.